This is a messenger RNA of Alosa alosa (allis shad), 1999 nucleotides long. It is a transcript of the gene scamp4, whose product is annotated as secretory carrier membrane protein 4. NCBI's taxonomy places the organism in Eukaryota, Metazoa, Chordata, Actinopteri, Clupeiformes, Clupeidae. The record is from RefSeq and is a predicted model, not a curated record. Bases 115 to 810 code for a protein of 231 amino acids. Gene Ontology annotation, cellular component: recycling endosome membrane; trans-Golgi network membrane. The transcript is spliced from 7 exons. Gene Ontology annotation, biological process: protein transport.
UAAACUUAAACGGAAACAAAUUGUAUCUUUAAGUCUUUGCUGUGUGACUUUAUCCUGUUGUCUCCCGAUACACCAUUUGCUGAUACUUUUACCCUUGAAGACUGAACAAAAAUAAUGACCGAGAGAGUCAACAACUUCCCACCUUUACCUCAAUUUUUCCGCAUAAAACCUUGCUUCUAUCAGGAUGUGGAAGAGGAGAUUCCACCAACACAUCGUCAGUUAGUGCGCAGAGUGUACAACCUGUGGAUAUUAUACUCCAUCACGCUUUGUGUGAAUGUGGUGUCCUGCAUUGCGUGGUGGGCAGGAGGAGGCGGCGCGGUCAACUUUGGAUUCGCGCUACUAUGGCUCAUCCUCUUCAGUCCCUGCAGCUACACAUGCUGGUUUAGGCCACUCUACAAGGCCUUCCGGGCCGACAGCUCCUUCAACUUUAUGAUGUUCUUCUUCAUCUUCUUCCUUCAGUGUGUCCUUGCCCUCAUUCAGAGCAUUGGAAUUGUAGGCUGGGGAGCCUGUGGUUGGAUAGCCACAGUGUUGUUCUUCAGCACUAAUGUGGGCUCUGCUGUGAUCAUGCUGUUCUCAGCAAUUCUCUUCACUGUCGUUACUGUUCUCAUGGGACUGGUGCUGAUCCGGGUCCACCGGCUGUACCGUGGGGGAGGGGGCAGCAUGGCUCGUGCCCAGGAGGAGUGGAGCUCCGGGGCCUGGAAGUCUGCGCCAGUCAGGGAAGCGGGCUUUAAUGCCGUCGCCGAGUCAGGUGCAAGCUUUCCUCAGUAUCCCACUUCUGUGCCAAGCUACCCAGACAACAGACCAUGGUGAUAAUCUGAAAUGGACAGUAGAUGGCGCUCUUGCCAAUGCACCAUCUCACACACUCCUCCCUUGCAUGAGCGACAUGGGGAGUCGAGUCUUGCUUAUAUCAUCUUGUUUACAUAGAAAGCCGUAUUGGAUUGACUGGAUAGGAUCUAUCUUUGAUGGAAAAACUGAAAUGUUGAUGAUUUAUAAAACAAAACACUAGCCAGACAGCACAGUUUAAGGUGACCUGUACAGAUAUAUUAAGUUUCAUGUUGAUAUUUAUAUUACUUUGAUAAAGCAAAUGAAGUAAUAGGUCUAUGGAUUUCAUACAAUAGUCAUUUACCCAUCUGUAAUGGCAGCCUUUUGUUUUUAUCGUUUGUAGAAUAAGUCUGGUUAAAUACCUUAUGAUACGGUUAAAUACCCUAAAUAUUUUUGAUCACCUUCAGCAAUCCAUAUAUUGGAUGAAAUGAAACAGAUGCACGUCUUAAGAGAGACAAUGAAUAGACUGGUUUUAAUGUUAGGGCAAUUAUCUCUUGCCCGCGUACCAGUUCAGAGGAUUUCCAAAAUAUGAUGUGAGGGGGUUAUUUUGUGUUUAAACUGAUGUUAUGAUAAAAGCACCUUCAGCACUAGGUCAUCUGACAGCUGCUGGAGAGUGACUUGUCUGUGCAUUGACAAAUUGACACGGAAUUGACCAAGCUUGGCCUUAUUUCUGUUUGCUGUACUGCAGAGCUAGAAAAUGAUUUGCUUCACUGCUGCCUCUUUAGCUACAAGCUAUGUGCCUGACCACGCUUAGAUGCCUAUUCCAAAAUGUAACUACAUUUUGCAAUGUUUAUUUUGUCUGUCAUAGUUUUAUGAUUGGAAUGGCAGUUUUAUGAACUGUUCUUACAUACUUGUGUGUGUGUGUGUGUGUGUGUGUGUGUGUGUGAGAGAGAGAGAGAGACAGACAGAGUGUGUGUGCGAGUGUUAUCCAUUUCAUAGCGUUGUGUUUACAGUGUGGCUCAGCAUCAGCCACAUAUUUUCACAAUGAUGUUUUUAUUUGCAUUUAUUUUUUGUUGUUUUCUGCUCAAUUUAAAUUUACCAUGGCAGUUUAAUACUCUUUCCACUUGUCUGUUAAAAUGCAAUGGUAAUCAGCAUUUGAUGUGAUGAGAUUGCAUUUUUUCCUGCAAUGACUUGACUAAUAAUUGACAUUUCAAUAAACAUUCCUUUUCAAAUCAAA